Molecule: messenger RNA, 3816 nt
Organism: Gopherus evgoodei (Goodes thornscrub tortoise)
Lineage: Eukaryota; Metazoa; Chordata; Testudines; Testudinidae
Product: flocculation protein FLO11-like
Exons: 1
Coding region: 1-3816 (1271 amino acids)
Source: RefSeq, a predicted model, not a curated record
AUGGGCAGCACAAGAAGCGAUACAACUGAUACAGAAUCCAACAGCCCACCUGCCCUCACAAACAAAGUCUCCUCUACUGCUUCUGCAGCUGCUGAGUUGGGUGAUAAAAGUACAACUUUUGUAGGAACCAAUCCAGUGACUCACCUAAGCACUACAGGAGAGACCCCAGCAGAAAUAUCUUCCAACAGUCCAGCCACAACUGGAUUCUCCACAGAAACAACUCUGCCUUUGUCAACAAGAAGCACAAGGGAUGGCCCAGCAACUUUAAACCCCUUAGAAACAGAAUCCAGCACCUCUUCUUCCUCCUCACCUGUAUCAAAGAGUGAUUCUCAGGCAAGCGAGCAAACUGCUUCUAAUGCUGUCAGUGGGCACAGCUCUACUGUCACAAGGAAUGGACGCACUGAAGAAACAUCUUCUACACCUUCUGCGACUGUCACGGAAUCCAGCUCGGGCAUUACAUCCACCAAAGGUGCAUUGUCACCAGUUACCUCUGAACUCAAUACACAGGAGGACAUAACAACUUCCUCUAACGAAAGAACUCUGAACGAUGUAACAGCAAGAGACCGGAGCCAUUCCUCACUGCAUUCCACUGCUGCAGAGACACCCAGCACAGAUAGAGAGACGUCAGCUCUUUCAGUGAGCACUGUAAUUCUGGACAGCAGCACAAUGGCACCAACUGCAACAUCCCGUUUGACCACAAAUAUUCCUCGGCAGACAAAGGAUUCUCUCAUCACUGGCAGUAGUAAUACUGUUCCAAAGACAGUACCCAUGGGCAGCACAAGAAGCGAUACAACUGAUACAGAAUCCAACAGCCCACCUGCCCUCACAAACAAAGACUCCUCUACUGCUUCUGCAGCUGCUGAGUUGGGUGAUAAAAGUACAACUUUUGUAGGAACCAAUCCAGUGACUCACCUAAGCACUACAGGAGAGACCCCAGCAGAAAUAUCUUCCAACAGUCCAGCCACAACUGGAUUCUCCACAGAAACAACUCUGCCUUUGUCAACAAGAAGCACAAGGGAUGGCCCAGCAACUUUAAACCCCUUAGAAACAGAAUCCAGCACCUCUUCUUCCUCCUCACCUGUAUCAAAGAGUGAUUCUCAGGCAAGCGAGCAAACUGCUUCUAAUGCUGUCAGUGGGCACGGCUCUACUGUCACAAGGAAUGGACGCACUGAAGAAACAUCUUCUACACCUUCUGCGACUGUCACGGAAUCCAGCUUGGGCAUUACAUCCACCAAAGGUGCAUUGUCACCAGUUACCUCUGAACUCAAUACACAGGAGGACAUAACAACUUCCUCUAACGAAAGAACUCUGAACGAUGUAACAGCAAGAGACCGGAGCCAUUCCUCACUGCAUUCUUCUGCUGCAGAGACACCCAGCACAGAUAGAGAGACGUCAGCUCUUCCAGUGAGCACUGGUAUUCUGGACAGCAGUACAGUGGCACCAACUGCAACAUCCCAUUUCACCACUAAUAAUUCUCCGCAGACAGAGGUUUCUCUAAUCACUGGCAGUAGUAAUACCGUUCCAAAGACAGUACCCAUGGGCAGCACAAGAAGCGAUACAACUGAUACAGAAUCCAACAGCCCACCUGCCCUCACAAACAAAGUCUCCUCUACUGCUUCUGCAGCUGCUGAGUUGGGUGAUAAAAGUACAACUUUUGUAGGAACCAAUCCAGUGACUCACCUAAGCACUACAGCAGAGACCCCAGCAGAAAUAUCUUCCAACAGUCCAGCCACAACUGGAUUCUCCACAGAAACAACUCUGCCUUUGUCAACAAGAAGCACAAGGGAUGGCCCAGCAACUUUAAACCCCUUAGAAACAGAAUCCAGCACCUCUUCUUCCUCCUCACCUGUAUCAAAGAGUGAUUCUCAGGCAAGCGAGCAAACUGCUUCUAAUGCUGUCAGUGGGCACAGCUCUACUGUCACAAGGAAUGGACGCACUGAAGAAACAUCUUCUACACCUUCUGCGACUGUCACGGAAUCCAGCUCGAGCAUUACGUCCACCAAAGGUGCAUUGUCACCAGUUAUCUCUGAACCGAAUAUACAGGAGGACAUAACAUCUUCCUCUAACCAACGAACUCUGAACGAUGUAACAAUAAGAGACCGGAGCCAUUCCUCACUGCAUUCCACUGCUGCAGAGGGACCCAGCACAGAUAGAGAGACGUCAGCUCUUCCAGUGAGCACUGUUAUUCUGGACAGCAGUACAGUGGCACCAACUGCAACAUCCCAUUUCACCACAAAAAAUCCUCCGCAGACAGAGGUUUCUCUAAUCACUGGCAGUAGUAAUACCAUUUCAAAGACAGUACCCAUGGGCAGCACAAGAAGCGAUACAACUGAUACAGAAUCCAACAGCCCACCUGCCCUCACAAACAAAGUCUCCUCUACUGCUUCUGCAGCUGCUGAGUUGGGUGAUAAAAGUACAACUUUUGUAGGAACCAAUCCAGUGACUCACCUAAGCACUACAGGAGAGACCCCAGCAGAAAUAUCUUCCAACAGUCCAGCCACAACUGGAUUCUCCACAGAAACAACUCUGCCUUUGUCAACAAGAAGCACAAGGGAUGGCCAAGCAACUUUAAACCCCUUGGAAACAGAAUCCAGCACCUCUUCUUCCUCCUCACCUGUAUCAAAGAGUUAUUCCCAGGCAAGCGAGCAAACUGCUUCUAAUGCUGUCAGUGGGCACGGCUCUACUGUCACAAGGAAUGGACGCACUGAAGAAACAUCUUCUACACCUUCUGCGACUGUCACGGAAUCCAGCUUGGGCAUUACAUCCACCAAAGGUGCAUUGUCACCAGUUACCUCUGAACUCAAUACACAGGAGGACAUAACAACUUCCUCUAACCAAAGAACUCUGAACGAUGUAACAGCAAGAGACCGGAGCCAUUCCUCACUGCAUUCCACUGCUGCAGAGAUACCCAGCACAGAUAGAGAGACGUCAGCUCUUCCAGUGAGCACUGUUAUUCUGGACAGCAGUACAGUGGCACCAACUGCAACAUCCCAUUUCACUACAUAUAAUCCUCCGCCGACUGAGGUUUCUCAUAUAACUGGCAGUGAUAAUACCGUUCCAAAGACAGUACCCAUGGGCAGCACAAGAAGCGAUAGAACUGAUACAGAAUCCAACAGCCCACCUGCCCUCACAAACAAAGUCUCCUCUACUGCUUCUGCAGCUGCUGAGUUGGGUGAUAAAAGUACAACUUUUGUAGGAACCAAUCCAGUGACUCACCUAAGCACUAGAGCAGAGACCCCAGCAGAAAUAUCUUCCAACAGUCCAGCCACAACUGGAUUCUCCACAGAAACAACUCUGCCUUUGUCAACAAGAAGCACAAGGGAUGGCCCAGCAACUUUAAACCCCUUAGAAACAGAAUCCAGCACCUCUUCUUCCUCCUCACCUGUAUCAAUGAGUGAUUCCCAGGCAAGCGAGCAAACUGCUUCUAAUCCUGUCAGUGGGCACAGCUCUCCUGUCACAAGGAAUGGGCGCACUGAAGAAACAUCUUCUACACCUUCUGCGACUGUCACAGAAUCGAGCCUGUGCAAUAUGUCCACGAAAGGUGCAUUGUCACCAGUUACCUCUGAACUCAAUACACAGGAGGACAUAACAUCUUCCUCUAACAAACGAACUCUGAACGAUGUAACAGCAAGAGACCGGAGCCAUUCCUCACUGCAUUCCACUGCUGCAGAGACACCCAGCACAGAUAGAGAGACGUCAGCUCUCUCAGUGAGCACUAUAAUUCUGGACAGCAGUACAGUGGCACCAACUGCAACAUCCCAUUUCACCACAAAAAAAUCCUCCACAGACAGAGGUUUCUCUAAUCACUGGCAGUAG